GGUCCAUUAACUCCAUGUGGGCUUUCAUGUGUCUUGCACUGAGGAGAGGCUUCCGGACGGCCAGCUCUAGGAAGGGAUCUGGUCGUCCCAUACGUCUUCCAUUUGAGCCUUAUGGGGGCCACUGUGCUCUGAGGAACCUUAAGUGCAGCAGAUUUUUUUAUUUUUUUUUGUAACUUUGACCAUUUCUGUGCCUUGCCACAAUUCUUUCUCUGAGCUCUUCAGGUACUUCCUUUGACCUCAUGAUUCUCAUUUGCUUUGACAUGCACUGUGAGGUGUCAGGUCUUAUAUAGACAGGUGUGUGGCUUUCCUAAUCAAGUCCAAUCAGAAUAAUCAAACACAGCUGGACUCCAAUGAAGGUGUUGAACCAUCUCAAGGACGGUCAGAAGAAAUGGACAGCACCAAAAUUAAAUAUACGCGUGUCAGAGCAAAGGGUAUGACUACUUAUGGCCGUGUGAUAAUUCAGUUUUUCUUUUUUAAUAAAUCUGCAAAAAUGUCAACAAUUCCGUGUUUUUCUGUCAAUAUGGGGUGCUGUGUGUACAUUUACGAGGGAAAAACAUUAUUUUAGCAAAGGGCUGCAAUAUAACAAAGAGUGAAAAUUUUUCAGGGGGUUGGAAUACUUCCCGUACCCACUGUAUUCCUUGAGAGAGAAUGAAAGUCAGAAUUUUAAGUAUACUGGUACAUUUUUAUUAUAAAAAGUAUUAUUGCCAGACAGGCGGCCCGGUGGCUGACUGGUUAGAGCGUCAGCCUCACAGCUCUGAGGACCCGGUUUCAAUCCCUGGCCCCGCCUGUGUGGAGUUUGCAUGUUCUCCCCGUGCCUGCGUGGGCUUUCUCCGGGCACUCCAGUUUCCUCCCACGUCCCAAAAACAUGCAUGAAUUGGAGAGUCUAAAUUGCCCGUAGGUGUGAAUGUGAAUGUGAGUGUGAAUGGUUAUUUGUUUGUCUGUGCCCUGCGAUUGGCUGGCAACCAGUUCAGGGUGUACCCCGCCUCCUGCCCGAUGAUAGCUGGGAUAGGCUCCAGCACGGCCGCGACCCUAGUGAGGAGAAGCGGCUCAGAAAAUGGAUGGAUUAUUGCCAGACAGUCACAGAAUAUCCAAAUCAAAACACUUUGUUCACAGAAACCUUCUUGAUAGGGCAGAAACUCAUCUGUCAGGACUUGGACUUUGGAAAUGAACAGCUGUGGAUAAAGUCCACUCUGGCCAAAAAUAGUAAAUAAAUACAGUAAAUGGCAAUGAGUUGUUGGAGACAUGCUCAUCUCUGUAGUAUACAGGCGCAUCACUAUAAAUUGGAAUAUUGUGAAAAACAAUCUCAGUAGUUCAAUUAAGAAAGUGAAACACAACUACUAUGUAAUAUCACUAUUUCUAUAUUCACUAUAGAGUCGUCGUUCAAGAUUUUCUAAUGAUGAUUAUCAAGUGCAUUGGUAUUAAAAACUCCUAUUCAACAUCUUGGAAAAAAAAAAUUCAUAAGUAAAAUAAUUUUAACUGUAGAAAUGUGGGCCUUCUGAAAAGUAUAUUUUGCUAUAUACUGACAUUUGGAGCUCCUUUUAUUCAAGUCUGGACUUUGACUAGGCCACUCCAAAACUUUUCUUUAUUUUUUUCUUUAAGCCAUUCAGAAGUUGACUAGCUGGCGUGUUUUGGAUUGUUAUCCUGCUGCAGAACCCAACUGCGCUUCAUCUUGAGGUCACAAACUGAUGUCUGAACAUUCUCCUUCAGGAUAUUCUGUUAAAGAGCAGAGUUCAUGGUUCCUUCACACAGUUGUCCAGGUCCUGAAUAAACAAAGCAGCCCCAGACCAUCACACUACCGCCACCAUGUUUGACUGUUGGCAUGGUAUUCUUUUUCUGAAAGGCUCCAUUACAUUUACCGCAGAUGUAACGAUAUACCGUACAUCGCUCCAAAAAGUUAAACUUUCCUCUUGUCAGUCCAUAGAAUAUGCUCCCAAAAGUCUUGUGAAUCAUUCAGAUGGAUAUACAAAACCUAUCUCGCCAAAUCUAUUUGGACAGUGAAUAUUCUUACAAAAAAAAAAUAAAAAAUAGUUGUGCAAAUCCUUAAUAAUCCACCGUAGUGCUUUGUCUACCCAGGUUGCUAUCUUACUAUAUGUUUGCAUUUUAUCAGUACUCAUUAGAAAUCGUUAUCCGACAAAAGGGCAAGAAGUAAAUCCUUAUCGAUGUGCCUUGCUGUUUUUGUACGAAGUUGCUAUUUUGCCAUAUGAUAGCAUAUAUCCCCUGGCUACUAUGAGAAAAUAUGGUCACCACUUUAGGAAAAAUAUAAUCACCAGAGUGCUAUUUGAUGUUAACCCCCGCAUUUUGGACCAAGUGUAGUAGAUACAGCACGACAAACCUAUCAGUCCAAACCCAAACUGGUGGAUAAUCCUAUUUAUUAUUGGAAAUGUGGUAUUUUGAGCCACCUCCUCAUCUCUCCAUUGUUUGCUUCUGUGCACAAGGGGCAAACAUCAAUAUUGUGCUAUGGGAAAAUAUUGCUGCUGAUGCUAUUGACAGUGGCAACAUCAGCUGUCACAUUUUCAAUUGGCCUUCCCCCCCCCCACCCUGCAAUAUCAUCAUUUUGAAAAAUUGCACUUGUCGACGGAGCGAGAACUGCUUACAGCAGCAUUUUAAAUUCAGAAAUAUUUACAGUGUACUACACCCAGUCAGUGAAAACGUUGAAUUGAUCAUGGUCUCCAUUCAUUCACGCUCACAUGCCCGCCCCUCGUUUAUCAAACUGGCGUGACCUAUUGCUGUUGGCAUCAUGAAGAAGAGGGCGGGCACUGGGGUGGCUUUCCCGUCUUGAUGAUAUAAAUACAAGGAGGGGGAAGAGCAGCAGAAGUGCUCCAGGACCUUUUCACCCUUCUCUGCUUGGUUUUUGGACACGAAAUCUGUGAGAUAUCUUUCACCAUGAAAGGUUUGAAGACCAUCACUUUCACUUAUAUUCUCACUCUCUUUCUGGCUGCAUUUGUCACACAAUCCUGGAGUGCACCGAAGGGCUCUUUCCAACGGAGAAACUGGUCACCACAGGCUAUGCUGUAUCUUAAAGGCACUCAAGGACGCAGGUUCAUCUCAGAGGACCGAAAAGAAGGAGACGUGUAUGACACUUUACACUUAGAGACCCGCAGUCAGAACACAGAGAAGCUGAGUGUGGACCAGGCUGCCACUAUUUUACUCAACUUUUUGCAGCAGGCCAGGGAUGGAGCUGAUGAAAACCCAGAUGAGGUGUACUUUCAGGAGAUGCCAGUGUGGAAGAGAGAAUACUUCUGAAAGUGGUCCACGUCCUCGUCGGAUGGCUGUCGUCAUUCAUUUCUGUACGAGGGAGAAGAAACGGAUAUUUUGUACAUUGUGUCACCAAAUCUGAAUACUGUAUAUUUGAAAUGUGAUGUUUGAAUAAACUGGAAUAAAUUUGGACUGAUAGCAUGA
Molecule: messenger RNA, 3399 nt
Organism: Phyllopteryx taeniolatus (common seadragon)
Lineage: Eukaryota; Metazoa; Chordata; Actinopteri; Syngnathiformes; Syngnathidae
Gene: spx
Product: spexin hormone
Exons: 6
Coding region: 2884-3243 (119 amino acids)
Molecular function (GO): neuropeptide hormone activity
Source: RefSeq, a predicted model, not a curated record